Messenger RNA from Chelonus insularis, 3824 nucleotides. RefSeq names its product protein FAM102A. Bases 684 to 2693 code for a protein of 669 amino acids. The record is from RefSeq and is a predicted model, not a curated record. Lineage: Eukaryota; Metazoa; Arthropoda; Insecta; Hymenoptera; Braconidae. The transcript is spliced from 10 exons.
AAAGCAUAAAAAGAAACAUUUCAAAAUAUUGUUUCACGUUGAAGAUCGAUGGAUAUGAAUGUACAAUAACCUCCCCGAAAGACAAAUAACUAGUUAAAUAUUAGUGUUUAUCGAUUGUCAUAUUCGUGAUAUAUCUCUUUAUGUAUCAGACAUGGCAAACAGUUGUAUUCUUUCAUUUUGCAACUAACCAUGCAAACUUUUGACCAAACCACGCAACGUCAGAGGCUUGGAUACUUUUUAUUCAAUACAAUUGAUUUAAUUCUCAUUCAAUACCAUUUAAAUUAAUCAUGACACGAGAAAAGAAGAAAACAAUAAUUCACAUCAACGAUUCAUCACUAAAUAGAAAAAGGCAAUGCUAAAGAUUAUGACAAAGAUUAUUUUUCUUCUUUGCAAAGAUUCCAAGUUUUUUAAUUCUAAGUGUCUUCUCACGUCUGCUAUAAACCAUUAAAAAAACUUUAGUAGACAAAAGGAUUUCUUCCAAACAUAUUAAAUAUUUAACAAAUAUAAAUACUUGUAUUGCUAAAUUGAAGAAAAGGCAAAAAGUAUGUGGAGAUAACUCGGCCUUGAAAAAGGACGAGGCCAAGGAGACGGUGAUUGAAUCAGAAUUGGAACGUGAAAAAAAAUCACGGUGUUUCAAAGUUAUUAUAGUUCAAGUAAAGUGUCUGUUGAGGCUUAAUGAAAUAAUGGCCUUCAUGAUGAAGAAGAAGAAGUACAAAUUCUCAGUAGAAGUUGGAUUAGAAGAACUCACCGCAGUGCCUUUUGUUAAUGCUGUUUUGUUUGCCAAAUUACGUCUUCUUGAUGGUGGAUCCUUUGUUGAUCACUCUACUAGAGAAGAAGUACAGGAACAUACAGUAAGAUGGAAUGCAAAGUUUGACUUUUUAUGCAAAAUGAGUGCAAAUGCAUCGACUGGUAUCCUUGAUCCAUGUAUUCUACGGAUAUCUGUGAGAAAAGAAAUAAAAGGAGGCAGGUCCUUCCAGAAGCUAGGUUUCACGGAUCUUAAUCUUGCAGAGUUUGCAGGAGCUGGUCUCUGUCGACGACGAUGUCUUUUAGAAGGCUAUGAUACAAGACAUAGACAAGAUAAUUCAAUGCUAAGAGUAGCUAUUAAAAUGAAUAUGCUUUCAGGCGAUAUACUUUUCAAAGUCCCUUCUCCAUCAUUAAAGCAAACACAAUUAGCAGUACCAGGAGUUGUACCAGGAGUAUCUGGGACUGGGACGACGGACGAAUCAGUUGGUCCAGAAAGAAGUGCAAAUCGUGAAGAUUAUGUCUCAAGUGGAUCAUUAGCUGGAAGUAUAGCUAGUGCAAGUAGUGGGUUUGGUAGUCUUCCAAAAAAGAGACCAGCAUUAUUUUCUUCCGAAUUACUUUGUGGAACGGAGACUUAUGAUCCGAUGACUGUCAGCGAAAUAAUACCUUCUGUAAUGACAGUAGAAGCUCUUACUGAAGCUCAUACUGAGUCCGGCCACUCUCGAAAUAGUAGUAACACGAGUCAACUAAGUAAAGGAUCAGGAUAUGGAUCACUCAAUUCACAUAGUCAGCAUAGCAGGCAAAGUAGUAGUGGCGGUGACAGUGGUCAUAUCAGGUCACCUUCCUGGCCGAUAUGGGCUCCACGCCUUCCUACUUUAUCCCAAAAUGAAUGUUACAACAACCAACUUGACCCUAAUGUUACAAACAAAUUACUCCAAAUGUCUCCACCUUCACCACUAUCCAACAUUACCAUCACAGAUUCUCCUAACCGGUUUUGGCUAUCCGCGAGUCCAGUGACAUCACGUAAAGGUCGUCAAACGUCCCAAGAUAAUACGAUUUCAAUGCCAAUGAAUGUCAUUAAGUCGUCAAUAGAUAAAAACAGUACUGAAAAAAAUCUUCCAACCAAUGGAGCAUUAACUAAUAAUAAUUUAAUCAAAGAUAAAAUUUUUAAAGUACCUCAAGAUAUUACUCGGCAUUCUUGUAAAAAUGAAAAAAGUGGUAGUGACCGGUCUUCGAUAAUUUUUACAAAAAAUGAUAAAAAUUCAACAUCUAAACCACGAAUUGGACAGUCUAGUUGGAAAAAUAUGUCAAAAACUUGUGAUUGUAUCGAGAAAAGAGAAAGAAUGACUAGUCCUAUUUUAAGACUCGCGGAUCAAGCUAGAGCUGUUUCCUCUCCUGAUCCUCUUCAUAGACCUGAUACUCCCAGAGCCUCCUCGUUUAUUUCUGCCACAGCAGCUCAAACCCUCAGGGGCAUUGGCGGCAGUCAUACGCAUCGAAAAUUGCUUGAUGGUACGAGUGUAAAAUUGGCAACUGUGACUACGAGCCCCGACUCUGACGAGUCCAUGCUAAGUGUACCGGAAGUAACACCCGUAAUCGCACAGCAUCGAAACAGCAUUACCCCACCAAAUCCUUCAGGAGGAUCUGGAUUAAGUGAAACAGGAUCAUUAGAUCGUGCAAAGGCAGCUUUAGAAAGAAGAAAAAAAGCUGAAGAUGGUAGUGGUAAUUCUGUACUUUGUCGAGUAGAAGUAACACGUCCAAAUGCAGAUUCUCUUAUUGAUGAAUUAUUAGCAGCAACAAAUCUAGAGCAAUCAGAUUCGGAAAGUGCUGAAACAUCUGGAUUACAACUGUUCAUUGCUAAAGAUGGUACAACAGCACUUGGAAGUCAUGAAGUGAAGAGUCAAAUGUCUGCUGGAGUGUUCAAACAGGUGGUAAUGGAAGAAAACAACAGGUAACACCAAGCUCCUGCAACAAGACGACAGUAUUCAAGGCAGUCGACAACGUCGUUUUCACUUGCCUUGGUACCAGAGCUAGUCUAUGAAGCUUAUGAGCCACGGUAGUGAAGCGACUAUCGAUUCAAAAUAAAAAUUAAAAAUAUUACAAAGAAAAAAUAUAAAUAAUAGUAAUAAAUAAAAAAUAUAUACGUUAAUAAUAAUAACAAUAAUAAAAAUAAACAAAAAAGUAAUAACUAUUGAAAUAUUAAAAAAAAAAAAAAAUGAUGUAAAAAAUCAAGAAGCCGAGGACUGGAAAUAUUUUUUUAAUUUGCGAGUGGAUCUAGUUUGACCGGUAAAAAUUGAUCCUUGAUAGAUUACGCACAUUAAGGAGAUAAAGACUUGACUGAGACUCUUUCCAAGAAAUUCAUCAACGUACUAUGUUAAUAUGAGAGUAAAAGAUGUUUGAAAUAAUAAAGAAAUUUUAAAAGUAAUAAAUUAAAUAAAAUGAAUAACAAAAUGUGCAUAUUUUCUUCCAAUAAAUGAAGCACAAAAAUAAAAUAAUUGUGUUUCAUUGGUGGAUGGUUAGUUAAUAUAGUAUGAACUCAAAUUAUUGAGAACAUUAGAUAGAAGAAAAAUUAAUUUUUAAAUUAAAAAAGAAUCAAUAAAUGUUAAAGUAUUCAAUGCCGAAAUUGCAUCGAUGUUACAUAAAUUUUUUUAAUUAAUUUAUGAUUUUUUUUUUUGACUAUUACAUAUAUUUAAUUGUAUUAUCUGUGUGUAUUUAUAUUCUCAAAUCAGUAAAAAUGUAAUUGAAGCCUCAAACGCAUUGCUUUUUCGCUUGCGUUAUUUAUUCUUGUCUUUUACAAAGCUUAGUAUUUAUAAUCAUUAAUAAUAAUAAAUUUUAAAAAAUGAUAGCUGCUCAUUCAAAUCACCAGUAUAUUGGUGCAAACCGGCCGUUUUAAAAAAUUAGCAUUGUAUAUAUAUGGUGUAGUAAUUGUUAUAUAGUUAAGUGGCCGAUAUUACAUACCAUUUUCUCUCCAAUUUACUAGCGUCAGCUGUAAUUAAAUGUUGAGUAAAAGAUGAGAAUAUGGAAAGAAGAAAUUUUAAAAAUUUUAUGAAUACUGUACUAUAAGUUUAAAGUGUUGUUUUUACAAA